Messenger RNA from Cinclus cinclus, 1155 nucleotides. RefSeq names its product cold shock domain containing C2 (gene CSDC2). NCBI's taxonomy places the organism in Eukaryota, Metazoa, Chordata, Aves, Passeriformes, Cinclidae. Gene Ontology annotation, molecular function: mRNA 3'-UTR binding. Gene Ontology annotation, cellular component: cytoplasm. The record is from RefSeq and is a predicted model, not a curated record. Gene Ontology annotation, biological process: regulation of mRNA stability.
AUGAUUAUGCAUACAUGCUUAAAAGAUAAAUCAAACCUCCAUGAUGGUUUCUCCCUUUGCUUCUCCUUUGCAUCUGUCAGCCUUCUCACUGUCCCUCAUGGCCUCCCUGAGAACGGCAGCCCAGCACACUCCCAUAAGGGAGCUUUUUAUAAUCAAUCCAUAAAGGUCACCAGCAGUAGGCCCACACGCCUGGGCAUCCUUUCUCCUGUUGCCCACCCACCUGAUCCCAAAACGGAGGAGCCCACUGACCCCACCAUGUCAUCGGACCCCAGCGCCCCGCCGGCAGUGCCACCCCUUCACUCCCCCAAGUCACCGGUGUGGCCCACCUUCCCCUUCCAGCGGGAGGGCAGCCGCAUCUGGGAACGGGGCAACCUCCUGCUACGGGAUCUGCCCAGCCCCCUCCCCACCAAGAGGACCAGGACCUACUCGGCGACAGCGCGUGCCUCUGCUGGCCCCAUCUUCAAGGGCGUCUGCAAGCAGUUCUCUCGCUCCCAGGGCCACGGGUUUAUCACCCCAGAGAAUGGCACCGAGGACAUUUUCGUACAUGUGUCUGACAUUGAGGGAGAGUACGUCCCAGUGGAGGGGGACGAGGUGACGUACAAGGUCUGCCCCAUCCCUCCCAAGAACCAGAAGUUCCAGGCAGUGGAGGUGGUCCUCACCAACCUGGCGCCCCACACGAAGCACGAGACGUGGUCUGGCCAGAUCAUUGGCUCCUAGGCGCCCAGGGGGGCUGCCAGCCACUCAGCCCCAUGGAGCAAGCCUGCCCAGCCGCUCGCAAGGGGUGUGGGGGGAGCCGAGGCAGCGGCGGGGCCGGGGCUGCCCCCAAACAUGCAGGCGUUUGCGUUCAGUGUCUUUUAUAGGGUUAUGGUUUCCUUUCUCUGUGUGUGUUUGUAAGUGUCUGUCGAGGGAGACAGGGGAAACAGAGCCCUCCCUAACUGUCCCCCAGCUCCGGGGGCAGCACCGAGCCCCAUGUUCCAUUCCUUGCUCCUGAGGCCAUAGGGAACAGAGGAACCAGUCCUAAGCCCCAGCCCUCCAGCUCUACUGAGCUGAAGCAGGUGCUGAGAGAAGGAGGGGAAAGCCUGUGUGGCUCGGCUCAUCCUCCAGAACUCCAGUCUGGCAAGAUGGGCACCCCACUUGGUCCACAGUGGCACGGCA